GAUAUAUCAGACUUGAUUUUGAAUGAAAGAUUUUGGAAACGGAUACGCCGAGUUUGUGGGGUCAUGGAACCCUUAGUGAAGCUUUUAAAAGUAGUUGAUCAAGAUAAAAAAACCUACACUACCUAUCAUUUAUGAGGCAAUGGAUAGGGCAAAAAUGGCAAUAAAAACCGCGGUGAAAGAUUUUCAACAAUAUUGGAAUAUCAUCGAUGAAAGACGGUAUAGUCAAUUGCAUCAAGAUUUGUAUACAACAGCUUAUUUUUUAAAUCCUAAUCUUCAAUACUCUGGCACUUGUAAAUUUGAUUCUUCGGAGGUUCGAAAAGGAGUAAAAGAAGUUAUCAAAAGACUCGAGCCAGAUUUGGAUAUACAAGUAAAGGCUAUAAAUGAGAUAAACACAUUUGUUAACAAAAUUGGAGAGUUUGGAAGCGCCCUUGCUAUUAGAGUUGUAUCUACAUCUUUACCAGCUGACUGGUGGAAUAUGUACGGUGAUGAAGCUCCUAAUUUAAGAAAAAUUGCAUUAAAAGUUUUGAGUAAGUUGGUCUUUCAAGGUCUUCAUCUUGUUGAAAUAUAAAGCCAUAGACAUUGUUUUGUUGCAGAUUGACAAUUUCUCUCUUGGUUUUAUAAAUAAGUGGUAUAUUGUAUUGUAUAUACCUGUCCU
This is a messenger RNA of Andrographis paniculata, 655 nucleotides long. RefSeq lists its product as uncharacterized. The coding region runs from base 140 to 568 and encodes 142 amino acids. The transcript is spliced from 4 exons. Lineage: Eukaryota; Viridiplantae; Streptophyta; Magnoliopsida; Lamiales; Acanthaceae. The record is from RefSeq and is a predicted model, not a curated record.